This is a messenger RNA of Phytophthora nicotianae INRA-310, 1962 nucleotides long. RefSeq lists its product as hypothetical. Gene Ontology annotation, biological process: intraciliary transport. The transcript is spliced from 2 exons. Gene Ontology annotation, cellular component: axonemal microtubule; intraciliary transport particle B. Bases 1 to 1962 code for a protein of 653 amino acids. Lineage: Eukaryota; Oomycota; Peronosporomycetes; Peronosporales; Peronosporaceae. The record is from RefSeq and is a predicted model, not a curated record. Gene Ontology annotation, molecular function: protein binding; intraciliary transport particle B binding.
AUGUACCAGACGCAAGAUGGUGCUGGGAGCAGCUACACGUCGACGAUCUACGGGUUCAUUCGUGACCAAAAGUACGAAGAAGCCGUGCGGGUCCUCCAGAUCGAGUUAGAGAACCAUCCUCACAGUCGAGCAGCUCUGUCACUGCUUGGAUACUGCUACUAUCACAUGCAGCUCUUCCACCAAGCCGUCGGGAUGUACGAACAAUUGUGUGCCAAUUACCCCGAAGUGGACGAAUACCAGCUCUAUCUAGCGCAGUCACUGUACAAAUCCGGCCAAUACGACGCAGCUUCGAGACGAGCGAGUCAACUAGAAAGCGAACAAUUCGCACAACGCGUGCAUCUGCUUCGAGCAGCCUCGUACUACGAACAGAACGACAUUAAAGCCACACGCUCCGUACUAGAAGAAUGUCUACCCGACGACCCCACCACGAUCGUAUUCGACGGGGCUAUCGAGUACAAGGAAGGUCGGUACGAGGCUGCACGUGCCAAGUUCGCGGAUGCCCUCAAUAUCCUAGGUUAUCAGCCCGAUCUGUCCUAUAACAUCGCCCUCUGUUUCUUCAAGAUGAAACAAUACGGCAACGCCAUGCGGCAAAUAGCCGAGAUCAUUGAAAAAGGGGUACGAGAUCACCCCGAAUUAAGUGUAGGCAGUAAAAGCGAGCAGAACGCCGACGUCAAGUCCGUUCGAAACUCGACGGUCCUACGCGAGACUGCUCUUGUUGAAGCCUUUAACCUCAAAGCAGCCAUCGAGUACGAAAUGAAGAACUAUAAAGGAGCUCGAGACGCUCUAUUGGACAUGCCACCUCGACAGGAGGAAGAAUUGGACCCGGUAUCGCUCCACAACUUCGGACUCAUGAACAUGGACGUAGACCCUAACGGUGGCUUCAAGAAGCUCAAUUUCUUACUACAAAACCCUCCAUUCCCGGUUGAAACCUUCUCGAACUUAUUGAUCCUGUACACCAAGCACGGAUUCCACGAUCUUAUGGCCGAUGUAUUGGCAGAGAACGCUCACCUGACGUUCCAGUUAUUGUCGAAAGAUUUUUACGACUUCAUGGACGCCACCGUGACGCUACAGACAUCUCCUGAGGACGCCUAUCGCAAGUACGAUGAGCUCGCAACCAAGCAUGUUGAAGGACUACGUAAACUAACCAAGAAGAUCCAGGACGCACGUUUAGCGCAGUCCAAUGAGGACAUCAAGACCUCGUUGAAAGCGUACGACGACGCAUUGGAAGACUUCAUGCCUGUGUUAAUGGCACAGGCGAAUAUCUACUGGGAACGUGGCAACUACACACAAGUAGAGAAGAUUUUCCGUCAAACAGCCGAGUUCUGCUCGGAGCACGAGGCUUGGAAACUCAAUGUGGCGCACGUGUUCUUCCUUCAGGGCAACAAAUACGAACAGGCUAUUCAGUACUACGAGCCGUUCGUGAAGAAACAUCAGGAUAAUUUGCUCGAUGUACAGGCUAUUAUUUUGGCAAAUUUGUGCGUGUGUUACGUUAUGAACACGGACAACGAGAAAGCGGAGGAAUUACUGCGCUCUAUUGAGCGAGAGGAGGAGGAGGAAACGAGUCGCGACCCUGAUAAAAGACUCUUCCAUCUCUGUAUAGUGAACCUUGUCAUUGGCACACUGUAUUGCUCCAAGAACAACUACGACUUUGGUAUUUGUCGAGUCAUGAAGAGCAUGGAGCCGUAUCACCGCAAACUUGGACCAGACACGUGGUACUAUGCCAAGCGCUGCUUCCUCGGGUUGGCGCUCACGCUAGCGAAGCAUAUGACCACUAUUCGUGACUCCACCAUGGAUGAUAUUCUCGAGUUCUUGGACUGUGCUGACCAACAUGGCAAGGAUAUCUUCACGACUACUGAAGCUGACCAAAAGAAUGCAGGCGCGACUGGGAACAAUACGAUCCAGCACACUAUCAGCUACGAGGCUCGGGUUUUAAAGCGAACAUUCCUCAAGCUACGCUCGUAG